This is a messenger RNA of Cyclopterus lumpus (lumpfish), 704 nucleotides long. It is a transcript of the gene hopx, whose product is annotated as HOP homeobox. Lineage: Eukaryota; Metazoa; Chordata; Actinopteri; Perciformes; Cyclopteridae. The coding region runs from base 263 to 490 and encodes 75 amino acids. The record is from RefSeq and is a predicted model, not a curated record. The transcript has 2 exons. Gene Ontology annotation, cellular component: nucleus. Gene Ontology annotation, molecular function: DNA binding. Gene Ontology annotation, biological process: regulation of transcription by RNA polymerase II; cell differentiation.
CGUAAAACCUCCACACACACACUCACACACACGCACACACACACACACGCGCGCUGCCUCCACUUCAUCCGCACACUCCCACCGAGCUGCCCGAGCAGCCACCGCCGCUCCUAAAGCCUCUCCAUCCCGCGCGCGCCCGUGACGCUCCCCCCCCCCCCCCCGGAGCUCCGAACCGGGGCUGGAAAGAAAAGAAGAAGAAGAAGAAGAAGAAGUUGUUUUUCACUGAAGAGCGGAGAAAAGAGGGGGAACCACCCGGAGGAACAUGUCUUCUCAGUCGACGGAGGCUCUGGAUCUGUCCGAGGAGCAGACCAAGGUGCUGGAGGACAGCUUCAAGAGGACCACCCGGCACCCGGAGGGCAUGACGCUCAUGCUGAUCGCCGCGGAGAGCGGGCUGUCGGAGGAGGACACGCAGAAAUGGUUCAACCUACGCAACCAACAGUGGAGGAGGGAGGAGGGCCUUCCGGCUGAACUGGGAUCAGUGUUGGACUGAGACGCUCUGUGCUGGCCCGUGGACCACCACCAACACCAUCACACACCACCACCAUCACACACCCUUCCCCCUCUCCACGUGUCAUCCUCCCUCUCUUUUGUAUCUCUGAAGCUAUUUUACUUUGCUGUAAAGGAAUGUGAAGGCGUUUGUGUGUCGUUGCCCAAUAUAACCGCCAUGUCUACAGAAAAUAAACAUGUUGUUAUUAUAAGUUAAA